Messenger RNA from Porites evermanni, 16510 nucleotides. NCBI's taxonomy places the organism in Eukaryota, Metazoa, Cnidaria, Anthozoa, Scleractinia, Poritidae. The record is from the annotation of a GenBank genome assembly.
CCCGCGUGGGUCCAGGCAUUUGUACAGCUGCAUCGAUCAAGUUCUGCUAGAGAAUAAGAGCAACAUUUCACAGCUAUGGGUGAAGCAAAAUGAUGCCCUGGAGCCUUCUGUUUUUGCUCAUAACAACGGAAGUUUCCUCGGCCGCUGAAAAGUGUUUCAAAGACAAUUUUACAGGUGGGUCAAAUAAUGCACUAGCUGGCAUUAGCAAGCAGCCUAAGUUACAUGUACAUGUAAGCUACGAUGCAAAUGUCUUAGUCGGUGUAGGUCGGGAACUUUACGUUAUUUUUUCGAUUGUUGUGACCUUGUGCUUUGUUUGUGCGUACGUUAAACCCAGUGAACGUUUUAAAUCGAGCUUUAAGGCUAAGGGAAAAUGGCCAUUUUCUGAGCUUUUUAAUAUCCACUGCACAAAAUAAUCACACCUGCAACUUUGUAUUCAUACCUGUCAUAUCUGUAAUUCAAUACCGACAGCAGACAGGCACUGCAUACAUAAGACGUGCUACAUGUUUACUCAAGAUCCAUUAAAGAAUCUAAAUGCAAAUGUGGAUCAACGAAGGAGACGUGAAAUCCACCCUGUAAUGCACUUGCCAUAAAAAUGUAAAAUACAAUGGAAACUGUUCAAUUCAAUACAGGUCAUUUUAGUACAAACUGAAUUCACUUUGCACCCUGAGCUGCCUGAAUUAUUAUUAUUCUUAUAUUACAUUUUUUUUUUGGGGGGGGGGAGGGGGUUAUCGAUACAAUUAACCCUUUCACUGCCAAAUGUGGCCAAAGGCAAAUUUCGACCAAAUUUCCAAAUUUCAUUGUCUAAAAUUUUGACAAACAAAUAGUGUCAUGUGAAAGUACAGGCAGAGAGUUUUCAUUUGAAUGGUCAUAUUGUAAGAUUUUGUCCGCAAACUCAAAAGUUAGAGUUACCUCGCAAAACUCUAUCAAACACUCUGGCAGUGAAAAGGUUAAGUAACCUCCUUUGGUAAAUCUACAUUUUAAAUACAUGUAAAUUUUUUGUUACAUUAUUGAACAAAUGAUUAUUUAACAAUUAUUCCUCUCGCCCUCAUGGCCUCUAAGUCAAUAGGCCAUUUGGCCUUCGGCCUUAUGGGCUAUUGACUCAGAGGCCAUGAGGGUGAGAGGAAUAAUUAUUGUUUUAGUAAAAUCUAACUAGUUAGUCAAAAAUAUCGAGAGUAAAAAAAUUUUAGCUAGUUAAAGCUAGACUUUAAUCUUUUUUGCUGCCAAAAAGCCCGCGCAUAUAGCCUAGUAGUAGCUUAACCAAUCAGAACGUAGCAUUGAUAAUAGACUACUAGUUAGAUUUUACUAAUUAUAUUUGUUACAUUAUUCUCUAUUCUGGUGACAUUUCUUAUAAGACGUUAGUGAGACCACCGCUUGAAUAUUGUAGUGCAAUACGUGUAAUAUAUGGGACCUUUAUGAGAACGGUGACAUUUUGUCUUUUGAGAAACUGAAACGGAAAGCGGCAUGCUUUUUUACAGGUGAAUACAAUAGGGAAUCAGGUGUAACAAACGUGCUUAGUACCAACGGAUGGCAGGUGUUUUUCUGUAAAUUAAAUUGCUAGUGUAUCAUCUUACGUACUUUUUUCUGUGAUAAAGCACCAUUACUAUAGCUAUUUGUAUGCUUCAAAUUAAACUUGAAUGUUACAUUUUUUCUAGGACAUAGUGCAAAGCGUCACUUCAAGCUCUAUAGUGAUUCUAUUACUUUGGUACCCUUAAAACUCAGCUACAGUAGACGUGCCUCUCAACAGAUCUCAACUCAUGUGCUGCGUUUACUGUUAGAGGAAGUCCUUGGAUAUGAAGAUAUUAUACUUGUACCUGAUGACUCAGGACUGUCAGUGAAGAAAGUUGUUCAAAAGCUUACAGGAUGCUCAAGCCACAAGUAUAUAUUUUUACAUCAAAUUUGUAUCUUAGUUACUAGGAAAAAGUUUUUAUUCCAUACAAAGCAGUGACCCACCCCUCUACCUCUUUAAUAAUAUGGUACCCUUUUCUUAAUAUUGAAUCUCAAGAGACCAUUAUCAUUAUAUAAAUAUACAUUAACCCCUACUUUAUUUUUUGAUAGAUCUAUCAAAACGUAUGUUGGUAGUUUUGAUUACAGCUGAAUUAAUUAUUCUUUCUUCUCUUGACUUGUUCAGCUGUCACGUAAGCAGCAUUCCAGAAGUUAUGAUCAAUACGGAAGUGUGGGUGCCAUCUGAUUAUCAAUACUACAACUGGGUAGACAGUCAGUUGGUAGACAAGGCUGGAAUCAUCUCUCCACAUGGAAGGUGAGAUGCAAAACUGGACCAAGGAUAACAUUUAGGAGAAGGUUGUAAGACAAAACCAAAAUCUGUCUCCCUGAGGGUUUCAAAACAAUGUCCUUUCAGAAUACCAGUGGGUACCGUAACGUCUUGAGCCUAGAAGAACCUUUGUUGGUGAAUUGGGUUCAUCAUGCAUGCAGUACCCUACGUACACUAGGAUCAAUAAGUGUUGAGUGCAUGAGGUGUGUGUGUGUGUGUGGGAGGGGGAGGGGGGAGGGAUUAAGGGAAAAGGAGGGGGAUCAGGGAGAAAGGAGACUGCAGUUUCUCCCUUUCCUUUUUCCCUUUUGCAUUUCCCCCCUCCCUCUCCCCAUUUGUGCCUGCCAUGAUGUAGACUGUGAAAGACAAUACGUUAAGCAAAGCAUUUUAAUCAAAUUUGUACCCCUUCACACUUGCAGAUUUGGGUGGUAUAUACCAACAGAACUUGAGGAACAACUCUGGAAUGAUAGCAGAAUCAUAGCAGAUGAUUGGAGGGCAUUAACAUUGCAGACUGUUUUAGGACACUUAUUGCACAAUGCUUCAACGCUUAUUUCUCAAGUGAAUAUGUCAAAUCAUAAAGAAUCUUGUGAAAAUGUUGUUGGCUGUAGAAAUGGCUGGUAUUAUGGUCCCAAGUGCCACGAUGGUGAUAACACACUGCACUGUGCAGUUCUUUUCGCUGAUUUUCCAGGUCUAUCUUUGCUUUACUUUAUGUGCGAAUUGCCCUUUAUGCUACAUUUUUUGCCUCUCUUCCUCUGCUAGAGUUGAAAUUUAUUAUUAAUGUUUUCUGAAAUAUGCUGGUUUUUGAUUGCUGUGUUUUGAUCGUUCUACCGAAGUCCUGUGCUUUGAUUGGUUAUACAUCUUACCCUGUGAGAUCUAACCUAGUGUCUUUAGCUACAAUUAUGGACAAUAUGAUCACUGAGACUUAAAAGAAGUAAUAGUCUUACAAACAGAAUUCCCAGUGUUGGAAUGUGCUAAUCUGGAAAUAAUAAUUAGUUGUAUGUCAAGAGGAAACUCACCCUGCAAGCAGAGGAACUUUAAUCUUUUUAGAUACACUGUGUGAAGGUUCUCUGCCACAGGUUAGAGUGUGGAAACAUGAACUCUGCUAUUAAAGAAUUUAAUAAUUAUGUUUCCAUUCAUAACAACAAUUUUCUAGACUACUUUUGCAAAAAAUAAAAUAUAAUAAUGUAAAUAGUGUAAAAAAAAAAAAAAAACCGGUUCUGUUUUUAGGCCUGCGUCUUCUAAAUAAGUGUACUUCAUGAAUGUAUUUAAACAUACAUUUUGUGAGAGUCAUUCACCCUUGUGGUUUGAAGGACCCAUACUACCUUCAAGCUUGAUGUCACCUGGAGUAUUUUUAUAUUUCCUGCUUGUUUCCUUCUUUUCAGGGCUUUACGUGCACUUGAAGACUUUAUCUGAUGAGGGCAUUUUUGAAUAGUCAAAUUUAGAUAGCAUAUUAAAUAACAUUUUAAAAGGAUAGCAUCUCAGUAAUUUGUUGUGAAAACUUAUUUUGAUCGUAGACCAUUACGGACAUGUGAUCAGCCAACAGAUCAGUAGCCUUGGUUUGAAUAUCUCAGUAGCGUGGUUAGGCUCCAAAUUAAGUCAUGUUCUCAAUGGAAUUGAAGCAACACCAUACUUGCUAUUAAACUGGCAGCCAAAUACUGCACCCAGAACAAAGAUGACAAGAAUACAUUUUCCCCCUUGCAGGUAGGAAGGGAAAUUUUAAAGAUACUUCUUAGCAAGGCUAUCAAAAUUGUAAAAGAAAAAAUGAAAACAAACAUUUUCCACUAGAUAUUCAUCUUCAGGACCUUUCAGCCUAAUCUUAACUUAUUGUUUAAUAGUAAACUUAAACAUUACACCGUUGGUCUUGCUUUUUUAUCUCCUGAAUUCAUAUAUUUAUUAUAUUCCUGUCAGUGCUGGUGUAUCCUUGACCAAGGCUUUGGAGUCUCCGCAGGAUAAUUAUUACAACUGCGAUUUUCCACCAAGUCACCUUAUGAAAAUGGCCUGGAGAAAAAUCCAAGAAAAUGCACCAGAUGUUUACUUCUUGUUGUCAAAACUGUAUUUUGAUAAAGAAACACUUAACAAUCUACUUCAGAAGCACAUUGAAGGUGGUGGUAAUUUAACAAGCCAAGAAAUUGCUUGCAAUUGGUUACAGCAGUCCAGAGAUAUGUGGUUGCCGUGGUUACCCACUGGUAGCCUAAGUAAAGUCCCAGUUUAUCUGGGAGGGAUGUUCCCCUUGUCAGAGAGUGAGGAUGUUGUCUGGAGUAGACCUGGAAUCUUGCAAGGUAUGGUAUUUUUUUUCCACAGACUACAGUAAGACUGCAGUUUUCCAUUCUCUUUACUCCUAAUGCAUUUAAGAAUUAACCCUUUAAGUGCCAAUAGUGACCAACAACAAUUUUCUCCUAACAAUAUCCAUACACUGUCAAGAGAUAAAGUUAUGAGAGUUAAUAAAAUGAUCACCAUAGAGAAAAUGCUUUGAUCUUUUAUCAAAUUCUCUCAACUAAUUGUUAAAGGAGAUGUAUGGACAUCAGUUUAGAGAAUUUGUAUGUGGAUAUUGGGGCUUAAAGGGUUAACAACCGAGACAGCCAUAUCAGUGCAAGUAGUCUGUGGUCUGUUGGUAUGUGCAUGCCCAUCGCAUGAUUCAGUGGUGUGUUCAGUUUCCUUUGUGCAGCGUUUAAAAAUUAAUUCCUGCCAUGAAGUUUCUUUCAACCAGUUUCUUCCAUCCUGUUGUUCUUUCCCCAUGGAUGUUUUUUGUUUUUCAGUAGGAACGUUGCCUGCUUUUUUUUUUUCUAAUAAAAUCCUAUGAAGCAUUUAAAUGGUGUCACAGUAUAGGUGUAGGAUUUUGUCCAAAUUUUUGUGACAAAUUAUCCCACCAUGUUGGCUAUGAGUGAAAUGGUUUUGUCCAAGAUGUGUAGUGCUUGCCCAUUAACAUGGUUUUAUUUUUGUUGAAAAACAGGUGCUCUGAUGGCUUUAGAGAGAAUCAACCAGGAUGACAGGAUCCUUACAAAUUACAGUUUGGAACUUCUCAUAGAAGACACCCAGUGCAAAACUUCUCUUGUUCUUAAUGCAUUCAUUGAUUUUAUGUCCCGAUCACACAACAAGUCAAUAGCAGGUAUCAUCGGACCUGCUUGUUCUGUUCAAACUGAGAUAAUCGCUGAAACUGCACCUCUGUACAACACCAUUGUCAUGGGCUAUAGUGUCGAAGGUGUGGCUUUAGCAGAUCGUGAAAAAUUCCCCAUGUUUUUCAGAACAUCUCCAAGUUAUGCUGAAUUUAAGUAUGCCUAUGCAACUGUAUUUGAAUACUUUGAAUGGAAGCAAUAUGCUUCACUGACCGAUACAAACUAUGUUUCUUCAACUGCUACUGCAACUCAUCAGUAUUUAGAAAGCAUGGGGAUAAGCUUGGUAUAUUCGAGACAGAUUACAAAUCAGGACACUGUGGAUAUUAAGACAUACCUAAGGUCACUGCAAGAGAGCUCUGCAAAGAUUAUUAUUGCAACUCUUUUCGAAGGACUUGCUAGAGCUGUGGUGUGUGAAGCUUAUAAACAGGUAAUUAACUGCACAACGGUACUUUGAAAUUUGCCUGAUAGAUUGUCACAUAAGGCCCAGUUCAUACAUUGUGCUUGUGCUGUGCUAAGCUCUUUUCUAAUUGGGUUCAACAGAUGCAUGUUAGAAGCACGUAGUAUCAAAUCAGCAGUGAAGAAGAAAAAAUUAUGUACACAUAUCCGACAACACAUUUCCAAAAUUUAUGAAUUUAGUUUGACACAAAUCAUUGCCGCGCCAGAGUGAUGUAGUACGGCAGACCUUGUUGAUCUUAAGUGCUUUGCUGAACUAAAUUCAAAACUUUAAUUCUGACCUCCUGCUUCUGCCCUACCUUAUUAGAUAAAUAGCUUGAUGAAUGAACUGGGCCUAAUUUGUUCUGUUAUCUUUUCACUGUCUUUUUUGGUAUUAAAACUGUGCAAUGGGUUUGGUUGAUUUUUUAUGAAGUGACCAAGUUAUAUUUUAUACUUGGUAUAAUUCUUAGUUUCAAAUAUCGUGCAGGCAUUGAUCCUCCGUGUGGUCAAAUGUCACUAACUUUUCAAGGUGUGGGUUGAGCGUCAGCAUUGGCAUCACCUCCUUUUUCCUCAAACAAGAAUUAUUCCUUUUUUUUUAUCUCUCUCCAGCAAGGUGUAGAAAUGGCUACUGGCACAGAACUUGCUUGUGUAACCCCAUGAUGGACUAGUAUCAUAUCCAUAGGAAAUUAGCUAUACUUUUGACCACAGCAGGAUUAGCUCAGUCAGUAGAGUGUUUGACUGCAGAGUAGGAGGUCACAGGUUCAAUUCCUGGUGUCAGACCAAUAAUCAGGGUCCUUAAAUAGGUACUUCCUUUGCCCUGCAAAUGGCUAGACCCUUGCAUGGCUCAGAUGUCCAUGAAUAAUGGUAGUCCCAUCUCCAGAGGGAGACGUAAAAUAGUGUCCUCAUUUUAUUAGUACUUCUGUUUGAAAUACAUUGACACUCAAAAAAGGGCAUUUUUCUGUUUCAUGCUGCUGGAACUGAAAAACCACUCUGGUCAUGUGUCACUGAAUGUAUGCCUCAUGUGCCCCCUCAAACCUUACCUCAACAGUGUACUGUACCCAAAUAUAAUAAAUUGUUAUACAUCUUUUUACAGGGACUCACUCCACAGAAUGGCUAUGUGUGGUUUUUGCCAUCUUGGCUGGCAGAUAGUUGGUGGCAUGUUGAUGAUUACAAGAUCCAUGGUCACUCAACUGAAGGGAUGCUUGAUGUACCCUGCUCUACUAGAGACAUGCAAGAUUUUCUUGACGGAGGUUAUUUUUCACUCUCUAAUGCUUUUUUUGGCAAUGAUUUGGAUACUAUUGUGGGUGGAGGCACUGUGCAUCAGUGGAAACAGGAAUAUGAAGUGAGAGUCAAGAAAGAGGUGAUUCUAUCCACUUUUGUGUUUUGAUUAUCACUUCUGAACUGCUGCAACAUUACCUAUGGAUUUAUGUCUUGCAGCCUGUGUUCAUGCCUGUACCAUAAAUCACUUUUUCGAUUUUGCUAGACAGUCUUUUUCUUCAACACUUGUUAAACUCCUUAAGUUUGAAGUUAUAAAAUAGUGAAUGGUCAGCUGUUGUGUACAUAUGGUAAAGGCCUGGGAGGUACUCUACAAAUGUUUAUACGGGGAGGUCCCACCCCUAGGUCCAACCCCUAACCCUUUUAUAUACCAUUUUUCAUGAAAAAGGUACCCCUUUCGUAUACCUUCUAUUGACCAAUGGUACUCCUUUCACAUACCUUGUUUAGAACUCUACAUUCCUUUUAACUACUGUAAGUGAACUGUCUUUUAAAUAGGAAUCAAUCACAAAAACAGAAUGUUUUCUAGACUUUUUAAAGCCGUAAAAUUCAUCUGUUAGCCCUUUUGGGCACUUUGACAGACCCAAAUGACAGAUUUCCCUUCCCUUUUAUAUACUUCAACUAGCUAGUGAAAUCCCUACCCUUUCAUAUACCUGAAGCCUGAAAAAGGUACCCCCUUCCUCCUUUCGGGCGGAGCCUGCCUGUAUAGCCAUCAUAGGGAGUACCCCCUCCUGGAGGGGGGGGGGGGUAAGGUGCUUGUUUAGGGUGGGGUAUCUGUUCAAGUUAAAACUUGUUUGUUAAUAGUGUGUUUGACUUAUGAAAGUGGAUUGAUUUUUGUACCAUGAGAUAUGUCACAUUUAAAGUUGUGUUUUCACCAGUUGUCUCAGAUGUUUGGUUAUGGUUUGUCACCUCUUUAGCUGCUAACCAAAGAAAUGAUGUCAUUAAUAAUCUUUUAGAACCACACUCCAUCAGAAUAUGCCAGUUUUGUGUAUGAUGGUGUUUGGGCAUAUGCAGUUGCCCUGGAUAAACUCUUCAGGACAUAUCCUUUGGGACUGGAUACAAUAAGAACUAAUUACACAGCUCAGUAAGUGCCACAUGGUAAAUUCUCUCUUUUUUCUUUCAGCUAUGUCAAUCAUUAAUGUUUUGUCACCUUAAAUUAAACUAGUUUUCCUCACAGCUGUUUUUAUUGUCAUCAGGCAGCUUUUUCCACUGCAUGAUGGCACUAAAAAUGCAGGCCUAAAUGAGCUUUUUGGCUAUACAUGUAUUCACUGUGUGUUAGUUUUUUUUUCUCAUGCAUGAAAUGAAAUUUUCUUAAGUUUUAGUACAAGUUAACAUGGCAGUUAAAAUGUUUAUGUACUGUCGAACCUGUAUUAAGCGGUCACCCUCGGGGAAUGGCUAAGUGACCACUUAAUACAGGGUGACGGUCUAAUGCAGGUUGCAAGAAAUACAGUUGAAAGAACUAGAUCUCCAGUGCUGAUCAGAACAGACACUUGACCUCAAAAAGAAACAUUCAUUUUCAGCAUUUUAAUAGUUUGCGAAAAUAAACAAGGAAAUCCAUAUUGUUGUACCUCAUGUGUUACAUUAUUUGAAACUGUAUGAACACCAUGUGACUGUUUAAUACAGGUUAAGACAAUAGAAAAAGUCUUGUUGGGACUUCGCAAAUGGUGACCGCGACCACUUAAUAGUGGUCAAAAUUACAGUACAUCAGGAGAAGUAAUUUUUGGGACUUUGAAAACUGACCGCUUAAUAGAGGGUGACUGCUUAAUAUGGUGUCGCUUAAUACAGGUUCGACUGUAUGUUCAAUCUAUUAGGAUAACUGUUUGUUACUUUAUAGGCUCCUGAAAAACUUCCUCCAAGAGACCAACUUCACUGGCGUGUCUGGUCGUGUUCAGUUUAGAGAUGGAGAGAGAUACCUACCUACUAUUGAGAUAAGACAGCACUUCCCUAGCAGGGUGGUGAGAGUAGGCUGUGUGCACCCUAAUCUAGAUGGUGUGUGUGAUAAAAGCAGGAACUGUUUAACAGUGAAUGAGACUAUCAUCCACUGGCCAGCAGGAGGCAGGCCUUCUGAUGGUAGAUCAGGUAAAUUCUGUUACUCUGUUGCAUUUGUCUGCUUAAAGUUGGCUUAACCAGGUGCUUUGUCAUGUGUAGUUUUUGCUAUACCCGUAAACUUGCUGAUCAUAAAUCCAAAACACCUAGAUUUGGAGUUUAUCUAGUGAAUCCACUUGGCGUGGGUAUUCUUUAUAUUCUUUAUAAUCUGUUUGCUGAUUUAGUCAAGUACAUUUUUUUAUUCCAACCCAACAAACUCUUGGAGCAUAAAGGCCAAGGGAUACUUGUACAGGGUGCCCAAGUAGCCAUGUCUGCACAGGAAGUCCAAAUUAAUGGAUGUAACUUGAACUAGUCAUGGUCUUGGUUUUUGAACCUCUGUAAAGUAUUUACAAAAUUAAUGUUUAUUUGCUUUCAACCGUAGUUUUCUGUUGAAUAUGACUGCUUUGCAAUUUAAUACCUUUGUACAGGGCACCCAAAGUAGCCAUGUCUGCACAGGAAGUCCAAACUAAUGGAUGUAACUUGAGCUAGUCAUGGUCUUGGUUUUUGAAUCCCUGUAAAGUAUUUACAAAUUUUUAUUUGCUUUCAACAGUAGUUUUCUGAUGAAUAUGACUGCUUUGCAAUUUAAUAUCUUUGUUCUUUGGCAGAGCCUUCUACCCAUGAAUUGUGUUCUGUAGAGUCAUUCAGAGCUGCUCUUGGUAUUUCAUGCACUGGAGCAAUAGCUGCCAUCAAUGCAAUAGGUAAUAACUCUCACCCUUUUGCCUGGGACAGGUGUGUUCUUAAACAUUAGUUGCUUUCCAUAUCACUUAAAGUGCAAUGCAGGGGAGGCAGAGCUGUCAUUAAGGGUCAUAACCCGUAACACUUGUUAUGACUGUGAGCUCGCAUGAUGUUAUGGGUGAUCAAAGUGGAAAGCUUAUAGAUGACACUGUAAAUUUUUGUGAGAUGUUACGGGUGAAUCUUCAUUUGCUACAGCUGUUUCAAAACUUAAUGGCAGCCCUGGGCAGGCAUUUAAAAGGAAGACGAGAGCAAGAAGGGGAUGGGUGGGCAAGAUUAGGGUGGGCACACCUUGCCUCACUUCACCUCCGUAGCAUGCUCUUCACUUUCUUGUCUCCCAAAUUCUUUCUUUCCACCAGGAUUUCACUGAAAGCAUUGAGAAUUUGUUAUGUAUCCUUAAACAGAUGUGCAUGAGUGUAAACUGGAGGAUACCCUUAUGAGCAGCGGUUUCUCCAGGCUAGACACAAGGGCACCCAACGACAAUUUUCGGAAAAAUAUCUGUUCGGAAGACGAUUUGAGAUCUAGAAUUUUCGGAACAUUUGUUGUAAAAUUUCUUGCUUGCCUGCCUCUCCUAGGAUUUUCGGACAUCUAAAAAAUGGUAUAAUUGCCUAUUUUUAACGGAUUUUACCCUAAAAAGGUCACCUAGAAUUUUCGGGAGCCUUUUUUCUGGCUAAAAUUUCCGAAAAGGUAAGUUUUGAUCCCUAUAAUUUUCGGAUCACUUGACUUUCAGCUAGGAAAUCCGAACAGACGAAAAAUUUUUAGGGGAUAAAAAUAUGCCUAUAUCUACCGUUUAAAUACUAAAAUACGUUUAACAAUUCUAUGUUUAAGUGGUUUUGAACUAUAUUCUCGUUGGGUGCCCCUGUAGACACUACACUACAAAGGGAGAAACCACCGCUCGCAGGCUAACUAGCGGAUAAAAUUAAUGCGGGUUGAUUCAUAGCUAAAUAAAAGAACAGCUCUUACUUCUUUUUUUGUAUUUUACGUGUUAUAAAAAAAUGUUUAGAUUUUAUUUGUUUUCAUUCUCACAGUUAUUGGGUUCUUUCUAAUUGUCAUCAUAACUCUUAUUUGGAUCUGCAUAAAGAGAAGGUAGAGGAAGCUUGUAUGUCUCUUUUUAUGUCAUGAAUAGAACGAAAAACAUAUGUAAACUUCAAAACGGUGGGUUCCUCCUGAAUCUGGUGAAUAUGCUCAAAUGACUGCUGUCUUUACCAUCCUGUUUGGUGUGUUUCUGUUUCAUUCACCCAUCUUUCUGCAGUGGUUUCCACUCCAUAGAUUGAAGAGUCUUUGUAUCGCUUACUCAACCCUUUGGCUCAAUUGCAUGGUGGACAAAAAUCAAAAUUCAGGAAAAAUACAAACGUAAACUACUGAAGACCGAAAUUAAUAGUACUAUGUGAAAGCAUUACCAAACAGAGUUCAUUUGAAUGGUCACACCACGGAACUUGGUCCACACACUCAACAGUUGGAAAGACUGUACAAAACAAUUAGAACAAUGUGAAAGUUCUGCCGAAGAGUGUUCAUUUGAAUGGUGCCGCAAUGGCAUCUCACCCACAAACUUCAGCAGUGAAAACUAUUAGCCAUUCCGCCCUGUUCCGCGUUGUUCUCAUUGUCAUUUCAUCGUGGCUCACAUAAGAUCACCAACUUUCUGUUUCCUAGAUAUGAUAGUAAGUAUAGGGAAACCCAACAGCGUAUGGAGGAGUUAGGCUUGAUGGAACACUCGCCAGUUUUACGCUUGGACGAGUGGGAGAUCCCCCGCGAGAGCAUCGUCCUCAAUCGCAAACUUGGUGAAGGAGCUUUUGGUGCGGUGUGCGGCGGUGAAGUGAUAGGGAUCGGAGGCGACGGAGAAUGGGUACCAGUGGCUGUUAAGUCUCUGAAAAUUGGUUCUUUACCUGAAGACAAGGUAUGUAGUCUUCUGUUCUCCGCGGUCAAACGAGACACAUUUGCAAAAGCUAAAUUACCGUAAAUGAUCUAAUAAACGCCCGGGGCGUCUAUGUAAGUAUAGGGGUCCAGGCUGGGGCGUUAAAGAGAUAGAAGGCGUUUAAAGGCUGAAGAGACGGAAAGUGACUUCCUUAUGCUCCGUCGCCUGUAUUUGAUUACUUGUGGUAUUUAUUUCAAUGGUGUCCGUUCUUUUUUGUAGCUUGAAUUUUUAAGUGAGGCGGAAACUAUGAAGGUGUUUGAUCACAAAAAUAUUGUAAAGCUGUUGGGUGUUUGCACCAAGGGAGAGCCUGCCUACGCUGUCAUGGAACUAAUGAUACACGGUAUGAAACAGGACAACUGCACGCGUAGCGUAAUGAUUCUCAAAAUUUUCAUUUGAAUACGUCAUUCCAUUAGCCUCCCCGCAGACGUCCUUUGAGGUUCGUUCGUCACGCAUUCGUUUCUCCCCCACGUGGGGGAACGAACGAACCCCAAAGGGCGUCUGCGGGGAGGCUAUUAUUCCAUUCGCCAACUUGUAUAAAUAAUUUUAACCCCUUUUUUUCUCUUUUUUAUCUUUGUUAUCCUAAUGAGUUUACCGUGUUAAACUAAAUAUUUAUUAGAGCUAGCCUGGGAAAAGAGCCAACAUUUGGCGACACCAUCACUGGUUUCCCCACAAAAUGACGUCUGGGUAGUGCUUCUGAUUGGCCGUGCCGCGAGGGAAAUUUGCUUCAACCGAACAAAAGCACCACCUAGAUCUGGAUAGUGAUGCGUCAUCAGUAUAGAAUUUCUCCGCUCAUUUCUCAGACGUCAUUUCGCGGAGAAAAGCAAGUGGUGGCGUCGCUAAAUGUCAGCUGUUUUCUCAGUCUAUAUUAAAAUAAUAUUAGAGCUAGAAUAAACUGGUAAAGGGCGAUAAAGGCAGAAUAUAAGACACGAGUUUAAUUCAUUUUCCAUUGUUAUUUAUUUCCACUAAUUUCUUGCAUUGCAGGUGAUUUGAAAAACUUCCUUUUAGGAAGGCGUCAAUUCGCAAACCAAAACUCUAAAGAGGUACCUAUGUAUAAUCUUAGUGUUGAAAAACGUCAAAACUUACCCGACCGUCUAGGUGUUUUAAGCUGUAUUUUGACAUUCUUAAAAUGGUACUUUUGUGUGCUCUUGCCAUGUUUUUGAACGCUGCGAGCAGGUGGUUUUUACGCGACUGACAAGCCACGCAAACGACUUUGUAAGUGUUAAAAGCCAUGCAAGAAAGAAACCCCUGCUCGCAGGAUAUGUUUUUGAGGUAGUAGUUCGCCAUUUUUGUCUUUGUAUAGCGUGUAAUGUCUACAGCCAUCUUCCCGAGCUCUGCACUGCCCAAAAAGUGCUGUCUUUUCAUGACGUCAGUCGUUUAUUACUUUUCUAUUAGAGACCAUUAGAUUGUAAGACGAGUACGACAACUAGUACGAGAUUUCUCAGUGGUAAGUAGUGCUCGCGCGUGAACCAGCUCAUUUUGGCGAGAGAACAUGUCGUAGUGGCGGAAGUAAGUUAUCAGAUGCGAUCGGGAGAGGGCUUAACCUCCUCCAAUAAAGAUAACUAACUUUUUUGGUGAAAAAAAAGUACAAUGAAGCAUUCCAGAGUGUCUAUUUUUUUACACUACGCGAAAAAAAAACUUGGAAUCAAAUCUCGUUCUCGUCCUCGGAUCUAAAAGUCUCUAUUAUUCGAUGGCUGACGUCAAUGUUUGGUCCUGUUUAGUCUCACCCAUAGCCUUGUGCACUUUAUGGACGGUGUAAAUAAGGUUACCAGUGAGUAACAUCUGGGUGUGUCCCUUCAAUGGACAACAUCACUUUUAGGGUUGGGAUGGGUGUGUAGGAACACUCCGAGAUGUAUUAAUGCUAACAAAACCUGGUUACUAGCUUCUCCCCCUGGUCUUACUAAGGCUCCUAUCCAACGUAAGCUUGUUAUCUUUCAGGCGGAUGAUGUUACUCCUACCAAGCUAACUAUGAUGGCGACAGAUAUCACAAACGGUCUUGCCUACCUCGCUGAAAUGAAGUUUAUUCAUCGGUAUGUAUAGAUCUUAUUUAUUCAUUGUUUCUUUUAUAUUUUUCCUAAUUAUAAUAAGCCCCGCUGGCCUCUUAAGGAUGUGCGAAAUUCAAAAUAUUUUUUUUUAGUUUAAUAUGAGACCAAUUAAGUUAAAGUUCAUUUCUCAUUUCUAAUCCUUUUCGUCAAAUUGAGGCAUGGUGCAUAUUACCAUGGGUGCCACAGGGUUUUUGCCCUGCCUAAUAGCCUUUGUACGAUAUAUUAGAAUUCUAACAUGACUCCGAGGCUUUACGGACAAAACUGCUAUUUUUUCAUGACUCCAUUGUCUCGCAAUUCCCGGAAGAGACUUGAGCACAAAGAAAACCAAACCAAAUAAAGAAAAAUGACCAGAAAGCCUCAGAGUCAUGUUACAAUUUUAAUAUAUCGAACGUAGGCUAUUCUUGACGGUUCGCGGCAAGGCCGCGACUGCGAGGCGAGCACAGUUCAGUUACUUCGUCCAAAGUAUUUUGCGAACUAGUAAGUGCAUAACCAUUCAUAUGAAAAUGAGUUUAACUUGCAUGUGAAUAAAAACUUAUUUUCAUUGAAAGGUUGGUUUGAAAAAGAGGCUUUUGGUGAACCAGAAAUGGUCUAUUACCAUUACUAUAAAAUAAUACUAAAUCUUGUGCCCUGUAUGAAUAGGAUGUAUUGAAACGACCCUACAGUACAGUACAGUUAAAAUCGUCCAAGACGGUAAACCUGUUACCAUGGAGUUGCACUGGCAAAAACAUGGUCGACCAGUGCAGCGAAACAACUCUUAUUCUGUGUAGAUCUCUUUGCCUGUUCAAUGGAGACAUUUAAUAAUGACAUUUAAUUCCUCUGUUUUUCCAAGGAUAUUAUUCAUCACUUAACCUAAAAGUAAUUUUUAUCUUUUGUGUUUUAUUAGCGACCUUGCUUUAAGGAAUUGUAUGGUGGGUUCAGGAUAUGUGGUUAAACUUGGAGACUUUGGAAUGGCACGAGCCAUGUAUGACUCAGAUUACUACAGAUUCGGACGGAAAGGUAAAGUGAACAUUUUACCUUGUUCUUAUUUUAUGAGAUACCUAUCCGAUCCUUUCUUGAGUUCUUUUCACAGGUUCGUUAGGUGCUACUUGCUGGACUAUGGGGCUGGGUGGAGGCUAGCUGGCGGCGGGGGAGGAAGGAAGUUGUGGGGCUACUGGACCGUUGGGGCUGACAGGGGCUGAAAGGGACUUGUGGCACUGGCGGGGCUGAACAGGUCGAUGGGGUUGACAAUUAUCAAGAUCGCUCGAAAAAUUGCUCAAACUACUCUAUUGCUUUGCGUGUCGUGAGAAAUUGCUCAGUCUUUUUGUGCUGAAGUCAUGACUUUGUGGUUUUAAACUUUCACAAAAUGCUCCUUUGAAGAUAUGAUGUAGAGAUCAAACAUAUUUCAUCAGGGAGUGCUAACCAUAAUUAUGAAAUGCAGGCAUAGCAAUAAAACUUAAAAAAAGUUAGCCCCACUUUUUCAAGUUCCAAUCCGUGUUCAUCCUUGCCAUCCGUUGCAAGAGACUACAGAAAACAGUUUCAGUGCCUACUUAAGUCUUAAAUAACAAAACUGGACCAUUAUUUUUGGAAUUCAAUUGAUGCGAAGACACUAUUCAGCUUUUUAAAAAGAUAGUAAAUAGCGUGACAUUAUAGCUCCUUUAACUUACAGCCAUGCUUCCCGUUCGCUGGAUGGCACCCGAGUCCCUCGCGGAUGGUGUGUUCACGACAAAAUCUGACGUGUGGAGCCUGGGCGUUACAUUGUGGGAGUUGGCGACAUUUGGUAGCUUUCCUUACCAGGGCCUUUCCAACGGAGAGGUAGUGGAAAGUGUGAGACUGGGGCGAAGCAUAGAUAAACCUCGAGGAUGCACCAAUGAACUGUAAGUUUCAUGCCUUCACUAUUUUUUGGAUAGAUAAAUUUGCCAAUGAUGCCAAAAGUAAAAUCACAUUAUUUACUAGGUUGGUCUUUAUUUUCAUCUAAAUGUUUCAUAGAGUAUGAUCAUACACUCACAUAAAGAAACAGUGAGAGAUCAACUCAGCACGUAUGAAACUAAUCACUCUAAUAACUGUAUUUCAAAUCACGGUAAUAGAGAUGAGAUGGUGAAUUUUAAGCCUGGUGAAUACAUGAGAAAGAUGAUUUUUCAGUCCGUGCCACAGGCGGCUCGGAAGAAAAAAUCCAAGUACACCCCGUAAGAGUCGAACUUAUGACCUUCUAGUUACUAGUCAAGAUGUAUCAGACUGAAUAACAUCUUUCUCGUGUGUUUUAAAAUUUGGAAUUUCUUGAAAUGCCCUUACUCGUAGUGAGCAGCAUUUUGAGAAUUUUAUUCCUUUCAUGAUCUUUGACAUUCUCUGCUUUAAUUUUAGAAACACAUUACUGACAGAGUGCUGGAGAAAAGACCCGGAUCAUCGACCCGAACCGGUUAAAAUCCUGGAGUUACUCAGCGCUCAUCCAGUGAUGGUGACCGCUUGUUUGGACUCGCCGAUGUCCAGCGUAGUCCGGGAUGAGGAGGACUGUGUACGACCCGAUAACAUUAGAAAGGGAAGUGUAAGGACGUGGCGGGGUACCCCCUCCCCCUCCCCCACCGCAAAGCGCUCUCGUACCAUUACCCAGCUUACUCAGAAUCAGAUAAAAGUUUUGAUGCCUCAUUCAGAAAACGGCGGUGCUGUCGCUGGUGCUGUUUAA